AACCCUACACUGCUGGGAAUGACUAUAUGAAAUUCCCAGUCGGUCCAUUUUGAAGCAAAAACUCGAAACAGUAAACAAUUUGUCAAUUUAAUUUGCUCAACGACUAAUAAAACUCCGAAAACAUGUCUCGCGGAAGUUCAGCCGGCUUUGACAGACACAUUACCAUCUUUUCGCCCGAGGGACGCCUCUACCAAGUCGAGUAUGCGUUUAAGGCCAUCUCACAGGAGAACAUCACUACGGUGGCGCUGAAGAGCGGCGACUGUGCUGUGGUGGCCACCCAGAAGAAGGUCACAGAAAAGAACAUUGUGCCGGAAUCGGUGACACAUUUGUUCCGCAUCACCAAGGAAAUCGGUUGUGCCAUGACUGGGCGUAUUGCGGACGCUCGCUCGCAGGUGCAAAAGGCGCGCUACGAGGCGGCCAACUUCCGCUACAAAUACGGCUACGAAAUGCCUGUGGAUGUGCUGUGCCGUCGCAUUGCAGACAUCAACCAGGUGUACACGCAGAACGCGGAGAUGCGUCCGCUUGGCUGCAGCAUGGUGCUGAUUGCCUACGACGACGAGAUUGGCCCCUGUGUCUAUAAGACCGAUCCAGCUGGCUACUUCAGCGGCUUCAAGGCGUGCUCGGUGGGCGCCAAAGUGCUGGAGGCAAACAGCUACUUGGAAAAGAAGUACAAGAACAAUCUCUCUGAGGAGAAGGCAAUCCAGCUGGCCAUCACCUGUCUGUCCACUGUCCUGGCCAUUGACUUCAAGCCCAAUGGCAUCGAGAUUGGCGUCGUCAGCAAGUCGAAUCCCAGCUUCCGCACUCUAGACGAGAAGGAGAUCGAGGAACAUCUGACCAAGAUCGCCGAGAAGGACUAAGUUCUGUCCGCUAGUUUGUAAUUUUUGAAACUUUUCUAAAUGGAACCGUGGUAAAACAAAAUAAAAAUGCUCUUGGCUUGCAUUCUAAAACAAGGCAAAAA
Messenger RNA from Drosophila guanche, 958 nucleotides. RefSeq names its product proteasome subunit alpha type-6 (gene Prosalpha1R). Gene Ontology annotation, biological process: ubiquitin-dependent protein catabolic process. The transcript has 4 exons. NCBI's taxonomy places the organism in Eukaryota, Metazoa, Arthropoda, Insecta, Diptera, Drosophilidae. Gene Ontology annotation, cellular component: proteasome core complex, alpha-subunit complex; proteasome core complex; nucleus. The record is from RefSeq and is a predicted model, not a curated record. Bases 123 to 857 code for a protein of 244 amino acids.